AUGUCGGACUCCUCUGACUCUACGUCCUCGUCCUCUGGUGACUCUUCUGACUACGACUCCUCUGACUACGACUCCUCUGACUGCGAUGGUGCAGACGGUAUCGUACCCAUGAGUAUCGAUCCCGAUGCUGUCACCACAGGCUCCCUCCAGGCGCUUCAGUCGGCGGAUGAGCGCAAGGUGAUGGACAUCGUCGACAAGCUCCGGCGCACUGGCUUGAGUGGUGUCGUGGAGCUACCACAGCUCAUUGUAUGCGGCGAUCAGUCCUCUGGCAAGAGUUCCGUUCUGGAGGCAAUCACUGAGAUCCCAUUUCCUCGCAAAGAGAAUCUGUGCACGAGAUUCGCUACUGAGAUCAUUCUGCGUCGCUCCACUGAAUCUACGAGUACUGUCACCAUCACCCCCGACAAGUUGCGUCCACAGUCUGAACAUGUGAAGCUCAAGGGUUUCACAAAAUCGAUAACCGACUUUAGUCAGCUUCCAGAUGUUAUUGAAGAGGCGACCCUAGCAAUGGGCUUAGGGGCUGUAGGUGGCACAAACUCAAGGGCAUUUAGUCGUGAUGUCUUAUCGAUUGAGAUCACUGGUCCGAAUCGACCGCAGCUUACCCUUGUUGAUCUGCCUGGUCUCAUCCACGCAACCAACAAGGCCCAAACCGGAGCCGACAAGAAACUUAUCCUCAAACUCGUCAACCAGUACAUGAAGAACCCUCGCACUAUCAUCCUGGCUGUAGUCAGCGCAAAGAACGACUAUGCCAACCAGAUCAUUCUCGAUCACUGUCGCAAGAUCGAUAAACAGGGCCGCCGUACUAUGGGAAUCAUUACCAAGCCUGACUUCCUUCGCGAAGGUACCGACAACGAGUUGAGUUGGAUUGAGCUUGCGCAAAACAAGGAUAUCUAUCUGGAGAGUGGCUGGCACAUGCUGAAGAACCGUGCCGAUUGCCAGAUGGACUUCUCGUUCGAGCAGCGCAACCAAGAUGAGGACCUGUUCUUCAGUCAAGGACGUUAUGCCGAUCUACCUCGCGAGUGUGUCGGUAUCAGCUCCUUGCGCGAGCGCCUCAGCAAGGUGUUGCUUACCCACUUAAUCAAGGAAUUGCCCUCGCUCAAAGCUGAGAUGGUGGACAAGCUACAAGCUACAGUCGUUGAGAUCGAGAAGCUAGGCGAGAAGCGCAACACAAUUCCAGAGCAGCGCAUGGCCCUCAUGAGGAUCAGCAUGAAAAUGAACGACAUCCUAAAGUCUGCUGCAAAGGGCCACUACGAGUCUGAAUUCUUUGGACCCAUCAGCACGGACGCCAAUGUAGAUUCUACCGAAAACAUUCGUCGCUUUCGAGCUGUGAUUCAACAUCUCAACAUGGCCUUUGCAAACGACAUGCGCUUAAGAGGUCACAAGUUCGCCAUUGGAGCUGGUCCAAGCGAUGACAAGAAAGAUAUUGAAGAAGAUGCGAAAGCUGCGAAGGAGCUCGCGGGACAGAAAGGGGGUGACACGUCGUCUUUUCUUCCUGUACCCAAGCAUCUGACGCGUAAUGAGGCUGUCGGCUGGGUGAAGAAGACACUUGAGCGAUCUCGCGGAUUCGAAUUGCCUGGAACAUUCCAGCCAAUGCUGAUCUCCCAGCUAUUCUGGGAGCAGUCUGGACCGUGGGAACAGAUUGCCUAUCAGCAUAUUGCCAAAGUCGCCCAGGCAUGCAAAGAUUUUGUCGCUGCUGUUCUCGGUGCCACAGCCCCUGCUGAAUUUCAAGAGCCUCUUAACAACAUCAACAUCGACAAAGCUCUCAGCAACUCAUUGGCCGACGCAAAGACAGAACUGAACAAGCUUCUUCAGGACAAGGCCCGUCAUCCCAGCACAUACAACCACUACUUCACGACCACGAUCCAGCAGACCAGACAGCGCAAGUACCAGAGCAUGAACAAGGCUGCUAGCACGGCUUCACAGGGAACUUACAUCAAUCGAUUCAGCGAGCACGUUGCAUAUGUUGAUCCUGGAUUACUCGUUGAACAAAUGAACAAAGCUCUUGAGGCUGACAUGGACGUCUUCUCCAGCCAGGAAGCACUCGACACAGAGCGUGCAUACUACAAAGACGAGCUGAAGUACUUCGUCAACGCCGUCGCCAAGGCCGUCAUUGAGCGUCACCUCGUUGCGCCUCUCCCUGAUAUUAUCGUCUCGCCGUUGGCUGUCACAAAGAUGACUGACAAGCAGAUUGAGUCCGUUGCUGCUGAGCCGCCUCAGGUUACGCAGCAGAGGGCUCAUCUCGAGUGGAAGAGGGCCAUGUUGGAGAAGGGUAUGGAUACCUUCAGGGUGGCCACUGGUGGGCUCAAGCGUAAGCGCGAGAGUGUCUAA
This is a messenger RNA of Pyrenophora tritici-repentis Pt-1C-BFP, 2325 nucleotides long. RefSeq names its product GTP-binding protein. Gene Ontology annotation, molecular function: GTPase activity; GTP binding; microtubule binding. The record is from RefSeq and is a predicted model, not a curated record. NCBI's taxonomy places the organism in Eukaryota, Fungi, Ascomycota, Dothideomycetes, Pleosporales, Pleosporaceae. Gene Ontology annotation, cellular component: membrane; cytoplasm; microtubule.